Pomacea canaliculata is the source of this 2767-nucleotide messenger RNA. Its product is annotated as sodium-dependent phosphate transport protein 2B-like. Gene Ontology annotation, cellular component: membrane. The transcript is spliced from 10 exons. Gene Ontology annotation, molecular function: sodium:phosphate symporter activity. The record is from RefSeq and is a predicted model, not a curated record. Bases 1 to 1650 code for a protein of 549 amino acids. Gene Ontology annotation, biological process: sodium-dependent phosphate transport. NCBI's taxonomy places the organism in Eukaryota, Metazoa, Mollusca, Gastropoda, Architaenioglossa, Ampullariidae.
AUGAGCGAGACUCCAUGUGAUGAGAACGGCAAUGUCAAGUCAACACAUGUCUUGUGUAAAUAUCACUCCACACUCUACAUAUUUUCACAAAUUACUACCCAUAGAAAUACCAUCGAAGAUCCAUGGACUCUCCCAGAACUAGCAGACACUUCCACGCCUUGGAAAGAACUGAACACACUCCAGCGCGCGCAGCGAGUGACGUGUCACGUGAUCAAGCUGGUGCUUCUCUGCGGCCUGCUGUACACAUUCAUCUGCUCUCUGGACAUUCUCAGUUCGGCCUUCAGACUGCUAGGAGGUAAGGCAGCAGGUGAAGCCAUGACCAACACAGUGCUGUUCAGCAACCCCAUUGCGGGUCUGAUGCUGGGCAUCUUGUGCACCGUCCUCGUGCAGAGUUCCUCCACAUCCACCUCCAUCAUGGUCUCCAUGGUGUCCUCAGACAUUCUGGACGUCCGCCUGGCCAUCUUCAUGAUUAUGGGAGCCAACAUUGGCACAACGGUGACCAACACCAUCGUGGCUCUGGGUCAGGCCGGGGACAGAGGGGACUUCCGCCGAGCUUUCGCCGCCGCCACGGUGCACGACAUGUUCAACUGGCUGUCCGUGCUGGUCCUGCUGCCCCUGGAGUGGGCCUCCGGCUACCUGUUUCACCUGACCAAAGCCAUCGUGGGGUCCAUGGAACUGAGUUCCGGAGCGGAAGAGCAGCAGUUUCUCAAAGUCAUCACUCAGCCGCUGACAGACAGGGUUGUCAAGCUCUCCUCCUCCAAGAUCCGGGACAUCGCCAAGGGUAUCGCCGUCAACGGCAGUCUCAUUUCCGAAGGUGAGCACAUCUUUAAUAACUGGAGCGGAAGUGACGAAGCCGCAGGAGGAAUCCUAUUGGCUGCCUCGCUGGUCUUACUGUGCGUGUGCCUCAUUCUCGUUGUCAAACUGUUGUCGACGUUGUUACGAGGCACCAUCGCCAAAAUUCUUCGCCGGAUUGUCAACUACAGCUUCGCUGAACCUUUUGACACUCUCAUCGGCUUUGUGUUCAUGGCUGUCGGCGCUGGUCUCACAAUUUUGGUGCAGAGCAGUUCUGUAUUUACCUCGGCCCUGACUCCGCUGGUGGGGAUGGGUGCAAUACAUGUCGACAAGAUGUACACCUUGACCCUGGGAUCAAACAUAGGUACUACCAUCACGGGGAUCCUAGCAGCUCUGGCAUCGAGUCCCUCAGGCUUCAGGAACUCAUUUCAGGUCGCCUUGUGCCAUUUGUUCUUUAACAUUUCUGGCAUAGUACUAUGGUAUCCGGUACCAUUCAUGCGCCGCACACCCCUCAAGAUGGCCAAGUACCUAGGGGACACCGUCUUCAUCUACCGCUGGUUCUCGGGUGUCUACCUCGUCGCCAUGUUUUUUAUCUUACCGCUCGCAGUCUUCGGCCUCUCCCUGGCUGGCUGGGAGUUGUUGCUGGGAGUCGGGGCGCCCAUCAUUCUGCUCAUCGUCUUCGUCGUCAUCGUCAACCUUAUCAGGAGCUGGAAGCCUCACGUACUCCCCGCGAGAUUGCAGUCAUGGGAGGCUCUGCCUCUUCCGCUGCGCAGCCUCCAGCCCUACGAUCGACUUUUCCAGGCUUGCAUGUGCUGCAAGAAAGACACAGACAAGCCCAAAGACUCGACAAAGUUGUAGCUCGUACUUGUGAAACAUCACCUGCUCAGGCGCAAGAUUCUAGAACACCUCUGCGAGCUGCAAAGAGGCUGGGAAGGGGAGGGGUACAGCACGAACUCUGUCGAGAAUGAACUCGACCCAAGCGCUAAUUGUGGCGCCUAUGACCUCGUAGGUCAUCGUAAAGGUCGUCAGACAAUCAAGAUAUCACGUGUUUAACCAUCAGAAGUGUUCAAAUUCGACAAAAUAAUUCCAAAAAGAGAUUAAACUUUGUAACGGAUACCAAACUCACUCAAGUCGUCUAAAAAGUGGAUCAUCAAAAUACUGUUUUAGAAGACAAAAUACUCAGUGUUUUUUUUAAUCAUAAUUUAGGAAGAUAAAGUUCACAUGCCUGGGCAGUCAGGGUUAGGCUAUAAGUAAAGUGUGUUGUGUGUGGAGGGGAGAGUUGGCAGGUUGUUGAUUGAAGUGGUCGACAUUGAAAUCUUUGUACUGUCUCUGCUGUGCAAGAAGAUGGCGAUCACAGCAUCGUGCGAUGUUUUCGAGAAAUGAAGAAGGGAGAUCUUUGAACUGUAAAGCUCGAGGUGGAAACAAUCAUAGUUCUUUGAUGCGAUAGUCUUUUCAAGGUAAUGAGAGGUCACCUGCACUUUUUUCAGCAUUUACGUCGAUGUAAUCAUGGUCAUUGCUUGAGGAGGCUGUGGUGGUAACGAUGAUGAUGGCGAUGUUGCAUACGAUUUGCUGCAUGUGUGACAAGAAAAGAUGUAAGAAAGAAAAGAAAACAAAAAGAAGAGAGGAUAAGAAAGAGAGAGGAGAAGGAGGAUUAGAAGCUUUUUAAAGAUUGUCCUUCGCCAUUUGCUCUGAACCCUUUCGUGCCUUCGGACCUCUACACCCGAUUCUUUCUGCUUUCGUGUGGAAUUGUUUCAAAUGCACUCAACGUAGUCAUGACUAUUUUCUGCUGAUAAAGCUUUUCAGUAUUUGUGAUUCCACAGCUACAUUUAUUCACAUCACCGUCGUCGAUCGUGAUGAGAAAUUGUAAAGUAUGUUUAAAAGAAGACAAUUUUUUAAAUACUUUUUGCUUUAAUACUUCCAGCUGCAAUUGCACAUAUGUGUGUGUGUGCGGGUGUGUGUGUGUGAGAGAGAGAAA